CUCCUUCUCCAAGAUGGCGGCCGUCGGCGGCGCUGAGGCGGGAUCCGAGCGAGCCGAGUGAAGACCUGGUCCUGUAGACGGGAAGGAGCCUGGACACAGUGACACAACACAUUCUCAAAGGCCCUGCAGGACCACCAUGGCUUAUGAUGACUCCAUGAAGAAAGAAGAUUGCUUUGAUGGUGAUCACAGCUUUGAGGACAUAGGACUUGCAGCUGGCCGAAGCCAACGAGAAAAGAAGCGGUCUUACAAAGAUUUCUUAAGGGAAGAGGAAGAAGUUGCUGCGCAGGUCAGGAGUUCUUCCAAGAAGAAGUCACACUCCUCUCCUGGCCCAGAAGGCUGUGGGUCUGAUGUCUCCCAGCUUCCAGAACCCCAUAGUGCCAAUCUCGACAUCACAGGGCUUGACCCAAUUCUAGUAGAGUCCGAAUCGUCCUCAGCUGGGGAGCUGGAGGCCGGGGAGCUGGUGAUAGAUGACUCUUACAGGGAGAUCAAGAAGAAGAAGAAGUCAAAAAAGAGCAAAAAGAAGAAGGACAAAGACAGACACAAGGAGAAGCGGCACUCCCGGACCAAGAGAAGCUCUGCCAGAGAGCAUGGCACUGCUCGGGAGCACGGGCUGAUACCCGGCCCUGCCUCCAGUAUCCCCACCCUGCCACUUCCUGCUCUACACACAGACGGACAUGGGGAGAAGAAAAAGAAAAGGGAAGAGAAAGACAGAGAGAGAGAGAGGGGAGAAAAGCCGAAAAAGAAGAACAUGUCUGCCUACCAGGUAUUCUGUAAGGAGUACCGGGUAACCAUUGUGGCUGACCAUCCAGGUAUAGAUUUUGGGGAACUUAGUAAAAAAUUGGCUGAAGUAUGGAAGCAGUUGCCAGAAAAAGACAAACUGAUCUGGAAGCAGAAGGCUCAGUAUCUGCAGCACAAACAGAACAAAGCUGAAGCCACAACUGUGAAGAGAAAAGCAUCCAGUGCAGAAGGUUCCAUGAAAGUCAGAGCCUCUUCUGUAGGAAUACUGUCACCCCAAAAGAAGUCCCCACCCACCACAAUGCUUUUGCCAGCUUCACCAGCCAAAGCUCCUGAAACAGAGCCCAUUGAUGUCGCUGCUCAUCUCCAGUUGCUGGGAGAGUCCCUCAGCCUCAUUGGACACCGCCUACAGGAGACAGAGGGCAUGGUAGCAGUAUCUGGAAGCUUGUCAGUGCUCCUAGAUUCCAUUAUCUGUGCUCUUGGCCCUCUGGCAUGCCUGACCACACAACUACCUGAACUGAACGGCUGUCCUAAACAGGUCUUGUCAAACACGCUGGACAACAUUGCAUACAUUAUGCCUGGACUGUGACUUCCAAGACGCCUGGGACAGAAGACUGUCUACCCCUUCGCUAGUUUAUGUAUAGAUGACUGUUCCAGACCCUCCACUGACCUCUGGGUGUAGGUUUUAAAUUUUUAUAAUCUAUAUAUANGUAUAUAAUGUACAGUAUAUACAUAGGAUUAUAACUACUUUGCUUUUAAUAAUUUUAUGAAAUGGCAAAGGUUUAGCUAAAAGGAAACUUUAGCAUGAAUGUGGGCUUGGAAUUAUUUUUUUGUGGAAAAAAAAUCUGCCUUAAAAAAAUCAGUGUAAUUUGGGGACUAGGGGCUUAUUCUGGGUGCCAUGUAUAUCUCCUCAUAGACUGCUAAAAUGUGAUUUUUUUUUUCCAAGCUUGGGUUUACCUCCAGACCCAUCACUGACCAUUUGCCUUACCUGUCUUAAAAUCAGAAAUGUAGUAAAGAUCUUGGGAGGAGGCCAGCUAACUACAAACUUUUUGACAUGGAGUAACCUGGGUGGGGAGGUGGAGCUUAGGUGGACUGGGUAGGGGACUCAUUCCAAUUCCUACUAAAGAGAUAUCUGUGUCUCCAGUUUUAUUGUAACCACGGUACCACAAAGAGUCAUCGGUACCAUCGAUAGCCUCAGUUAUGUGAUUCUUGGCAGCAGAGAAAUAAAUACCUUGGAGAAACCAAAGCUGUUGGUGCCACCUGUUGAACCUGCUUGUCUGGCCAGCAAGGCUUGGUGUAUAAAAACCAAAGCUGCCAUCUUCCACUAGCAGCAUUGGUUGCCCAACACAUCCUGAGAGAUUCUGCUGCUUAGCGGCUUGGUGGUUCUUGGAUCAGCUCUGGUUCCCCAGGUGGGUACACUGUGCUCUGCAUUCCACACAGAGCUGGAUCACAAAGAAGUUCUUGGUUCUCAGGAGGGUUAUCUAUAUGUGCGUGUGAGUGUAUAUUUUAAUUAUGUGUAUUUAACUCUUUAGAAUUUCUUAGAUUUUAAUUUAUCCUGUAAAUUUCUGUAUAUAUAAUUUAAUAACAAGCCUCCACCAGCAGGAGAUUGUGGAGCAUACAGAUUUGUCAUUUCUUAAUGUCUGUCUAAAAGCUCCAAGACGUCCAUAUGUUAAGGUGUUGUGACUCAGAAAGGAACUUCAUGGCCCUCAAUAAUGUUAGGAAAGUGAAAUAGAAAGGAAUGUCACCAUUCCUAAUUUCCCUUAUUCCCAAAGACCCAGACCUGCUUCCCCAUUAAAGAGAAGAUAGCUGAGUGCUCCAGGGUUGCUUGGGAACUCGGUGAGAGAUUCCCUUCCCUGCCAAAACCAAGCUGAGUUAAUAACCAUGCUUUCUUCUAAUGGCCUGGAUGGAACAAGGCAGCAUCACAGUAAACCUUUGGGGACCAUGUAGGCAGCUGGCAUCCUAGGGAACUCCUUCCCAUAGCCCGACUGCUGUCACAGCUAAGCUUCUCACAGGACUAUGUCAGCUCAGAGCCGUUUUGAGAUUUAAUCUGAGAAAUAGGGAAAGGAACAGGAAUAUGUGGGAACUGAAAUCAAGCAGAGCAGAAAUUUCUAUUUGAGUUAACAUGUCAGAACCUCAUUUGACCCUGCAGAAGUUUCCUGUGAGAAAUGGUAUCAAGGAGAGGCCAGGGAAGACAUGUGUUGUAGAGGAAGCAGCCAGUCCUCCAUUGCCCUUGCUACAGACAGUAGUGAACUCCUAAGGAGAACCGGCUUUUUCGGGUUUGUUUUCCUCUGAAGCCUAGCCCUGUUGUAUUUGUAUUAAAGAUUUGUACACAUUUGUAUAAUAAUCUGUACCUUGUGGUAUUUGGUACUAUUAGAGGAAAAAUUUUGGAUUCAGGCCUUCUUGCUGUUUUUAUAUCAUUGUUUUAUUUUGUUUUUUAAAUAAAUCCUAGUGGUUUGAUCCAAAUCCUAUUACAGUUGUAUAAAGAAACAAUAUUUUGUACCUAUAUUAAAGAUCUCAUUUUUAAUAUUUAUA
Messenger RNA from Mus caroli (Ryukyu mouse), 3267 nucleotides. NCBI's taxonomy places the organism in Eukaryota, Metazoa, Chordata, Mammalia, Rodentia, Muridae. The record is from RefSeq and is a predicted model, not a curated record.